AGUGGAAAAGCAAAAACAAAACACCGCUUCUGGAGGUGCUAAACUGCCUGGCUGUUUCUGUUUUUAUUUCUGGCUUUUGUUCCUGAGGAACAGGCGCGGCCUUCGGGGCCUUGCGAAGGCUGCAGAAUUCCUCCUCCCCGGGACCUGCCGCCAGCCAGCGCGGCGGCGAGUUCUAUCGGCCUCGUUUGUUCUCGCCGCGGAGUUCGGAUCUCCCGUAUUUGUUGACAGCACGAAUCCACCCCGAUUGGGAGGGAUGGAGCUUAGAGGGAGCGGGGGGAGGAAGGCACCACCACGCCAGAAUUAAAAAAAAAAAAAAAAAAAAAAAAACAACACUCCUCUCUUCUCGCGGCCGCCGCAAACAUCGCGAGAUCUGCCCGAGCGCCGAGCGGAACCUCCGAGGGCACGUCUGCGCAUGCGCCUGACGAAUUCCUUUUUAGCGCGAAAAAGUUUCGAAGCUUUCUGAGGCUUGGCCGUAAGCCGAAUCUGCCCCUCCGCAAGGGUCCGAGGGAUUCAAACACACAACACUACCUUCUUCCGAGACUUUGCAGCCACAGCUCUGCAUGAUUGCAUGGGCGUCCCUUCUCCCCGUUUAAUAGCCAUUGGCCGUGAAUUCUGUGUGAGACGAAUUUUCAGCGAAUCCACUACUCAAGCAGUUGGGGUGGGAGAGCCCAUCAGGGUUUCAAAAUGAGGGAUACAUGGGACACUUGCACAAGCUUUGGAUUUUGUCCUGCAGCAUCUGACUGGUACCAUCCAGACACCCGAAGCGCUGCCUGCCAGAAGCAGGCUAUGAGCCAAGGGGAAGGCAGAGGACAGAAAUGAACGUGCUCCCAAGCUUUCCUGGUGAUGUUUGGUAUUCUCCAAACUCCUAUGCGAGGGCUAUUCCUGACCGAGAAGACCCAAGGAGACCAUCUCUGAAAUCAAGUCCAGAUGAAGGACCAGCAGAUGCUUACCAUUCUACAGAAAAUAACUAAGAGGGAAAAAGUGAGUAUGGUUUUUGCUCACAGAAUGGAUAACAGCAAGCCGCCUCUGGUUAUUCCCACACUUCUGGUGCCCCUCCAGAACCACAGCUGCACUGAAACAACCACACCCCUGCCAAGCCAUGACCUGACAGAACUACAGGAGGAGCACAGUUGGAUGAACAACAGAACUGGCCUGCAGCCUGGACUGAAACCUGGGGAAGUGGCCACUGCCAGCAUUUUCUUUGGGACCCUGUGGUUGUUUUCUAUAUUUGGCAAUUCCCUGGUUUGUUUGGUCAUCCACAGGAGUAGGAGGACUCAGUCCACCACCAACUACUUUGUGGUCUCCAUGGCCUGCGCGGAUCUCCUCAUCAGCGUGGCCAGCACGCCUUUUGUCCUGCUUCAGUUUGCCACUGGGAGGUGGACACUUGGCAGUGUGAUGUGCAAGGUCGUGAGGUAUUUUCAGUAUCUCACGCCGGGUGUCCAGAUCUACGUUCUCCUCUCCAUCUGCAUAGACCGGUUCUACACCAUCGUCUAUCCUCUGAGCUUCAAGGUAUCCAGGGAAAAAGCCAAGAAAAUGAUCGCGGCAUCGUGGAUCUUUGAUGCAGCCUUUGUGAGCCCCGUGUUCUUUUUCUUUGGCUCCAGCUGGGACAGUCACUGCAACUAUUUCUUCCCUUCAUCUUGGGAAGGAACCACCUAUACCAUCAUCCAUUUCUUGGUGAGCUUUGUGAUUCCAUCCAUCCUCAUCAUCUUAUUUUACCAGAAGGUUGUGAAGUAUAUUUGGAGAAUAGGCACUGAUGGCCGAACAGUGAGGAGGACGAUGAACAUUGUCCCAAGGACAAAAGUGAAAACUAUCAAGAUGUUCCUCAUUUUGAAUCUGUUGUUUUUGCUCUCUUGGCUGCCUUUCCAUGUAGCUCAGCUGUGGCACCCCCACGAACGAGACUCCAAGAAAAGUUCCCUUGUUUUCACGGCUAUCACAUGGAUAUCCUUUAGUUCUUCAGCCUCUAAACCUACACUGUAUUCCAUCUAUAAUGCCAACUUUAGGAGAGGAAUGAAAGAGACUUUUUGCAUGUCCUCAAUGAAGUGUUACCGAAGCAAUGCCUAUACUAUCACAACCAGUUCAAGGAUGGCCAAAAAAAACUACGUUGGCAUUUCAGAAAUUCCUCCCACGGCCAAAACUAUAACCAAAGACUCGAUCUAUGAUUCAUUUGACAGAGAAGCCAAGGAAAAAAAGCUCGCUUGGCCCAUUAAUUCAAAUCCACCAAAUACUUUUGUGUAAUUUCGCAGAAUUCUUUCAAUUAUUGUUAUGUGCCAGAGAUUAAAAAGCUUUAACUCUAAAAA
Molecule: messenger RNA, 2297 nt
Organism: Canis lupus familiaris (dog)
Lineage: Eukaryota; Metazoa; Chordata; Mammalia; Carnivora; Canidae
Gene: GPR19
Product: G protein-coupled receptor 19
Exons: 5
Coding region: 928-2235 (435 amino acids)
Biological process (GO): G protein-coupled receptor signaling pathway
Cellular component (GO): plasma membrane
Molecular function (GO): G protein-coupled receptor activity
Source: RefSeq, a predicted model, not a curated record